AUGAUGUCCAAAAUCCUCGCGCUGCUGUCGGUGUUGUCGAUAGCAUCCGCCGCGCCUCUGGCAACAUGCCCCGGAUACCGAGUCACCAACGUCCAAUCCGGAGACUCGUAUCUCGUCGCCGACCUGACUCUCGCCGGCAACAAAUGCAAUAUCUACAGUGAAGAUAUCACCAACUUGCGCUUGACCGUGGAAUAUCAGACUGACACCCGUCUCCACGUCUUAAUCGAAGACCGCGAGAAGAACGUCUACCAAAUCCAAGGCAACAUCCUCCCCCGCCCCACCUCUCAGAAUUCCAGCUCCCAAACCACCGAUCUGCGCUUUUCCUACGAAGCCAACCCCUUCUCCUUCAAAGUCACACGCGCCAGCACCGGCGACGUCCUCUUCGACACUUCUCCCUCACCUCUGAUCUUUGAGACACAGUACCUCCGCUUGCGCACCCGCUUGCCUCCCAACCCGAAUUUGUACGGACUGGGUGAACACUCCGACUCCUUCCGACUACCGACUGAUGGAUAUAAGCGAACGUUAUGGAAUUCCGAAGCGCCGUAUAUACCGCAGAACCAGAACUUGUAUGGGAGUCACCCUGUGUACUUUGAGCAUCGCUCCGGUACCAGUAACAAAGGUCCAGCAACGCAUGGCGUUUUUUUGAGGAGUGCAUCCGGUAUGGACAUCAUCAUCGGAAAAAGCGACUCCAACGAGCAAUACCUCGAGUACAACACCAUCGGCGGCGUGUUCGACUUUUAUUUCUUGGCUGGCCCCUCACCAGAACAAGUAAGCAAGCAAUACGCCGCCGCCGUCGGUCUGCCCGCCAUGAUGCCCUAUUGGUCUCUCGGGUUUCAUCAGUGCAAAUACGGCUGGCCGGACUUGGCGCACGUCAAGCAGGUUGUCGCAAACUACAGCGCUGCGGGGAUUCCGCUCGAGGCGGUUUGGGAUGAUAUCGAUUACAUGGACAAUAAGCUGGAUUUCAGCACGGAUCCGGUACGGUAUCCCAAGGAUCAGCUCAGGAAGUUUGUGGAUGAGUUGCAUGGCAAGGAUAUGCGGUAUGUGCAGAUUUUGGAUCCGGGGAUCAGGAAUAAGCAAGACUAUGGCCCGUUUAAGAGGGGGGCGGAUAAGGGUGUUUUCUUGAAGGCAGCUGAUGGGUCUUGGUAUCGUGGUCUGCAGUGGCCCGGGGAGGUGGUUUGGCCGGAUUGGAUCGCUCCCCAAACCAAAGAGUGGUGGACGACGGAGAUCUUGACGUUUUAUGAUCCCAACAACGGGAUUGAUAUCGAUGGAUUGUGGAUCGACAUGAAUGAGGCGAGCAAUAUGUGCGCCGACACCAUGUGUCUGUCGUCAGCUCAGGACAUGGAGGCUCGGUCAGUCCAAGUCCACAACCAAACACCACUGUCUCCUCGCGCACCACAACAUGCAGCCGCACCGGGAGACGGCCAACACCUCGGCCUUCCCAACCGCGACCUCUUCACCCCCCGAUACCAAAUAUCCAAUCACUAUCCAUCCCUCUCCUCCCGCACUUUAUUCACAAACAUCACCAACGCCGACGGCACAACCCAAUACGACACCCACAACCUGCACGGCCUCUUCAUGUCCCUCACCACCCGCUCGGCCUUGGUCGCCCGCUCACCAACCAAACGUCCCUUCCUCCUCACGCGCUCCACCUUCUCGGGCUCUUCCCGGUUCGCAGCCCACUGGUUCGGCGACAACUUUUCUUCAUGGGCCGAUUACCGCGCCUCCAUCCGCCAGCUUUUGAGCUUCAGCGCAGUACACAACUAUCCCAUGGUCGGCAGCGACGUGUGCGGGUUCAACGGCCAGGCUCAAGAACGCAUGUGCGCGAGAUGGGCCGUGCUGGGGGCUUGGCACCCCUUUUACAGGAAUCAUGCUGAUGUGUCGGCGCCGGAUCAGGAGUUUUAUCGGUGGGAUGUUGUGAAGGAGGCGGCGAGGAAGGCGGUGGGGACAAGGUACAGGUUGUUGGAUUAUUUUUACACGGGGCUGCACUAUGCUAGUACGAGGGGGGAGGUGCUGGUGAAGCCGGUCUGGUAUGGGUGGCCGGGGGAUGAGAAUACGUACGGGAUUGAUACGCAGUUUAUGGUCGGGGACGCGGUUUUGGUGAAUCCCGUGGUGGAGGAUGAUACACAAUCUGUCAGCUUUUAUUUGCCAAAGGGGGUUUGGUAUGAUUUCUUUUCUCAUGAUCGCAUCGAUCAGAGCGCAGGUGGACAAACGAUUACCGUCACUGGCGUUAACUGGGACGAGAUAUCGGUUUACAUUCGCGGGGGGAGUAUACUUCCUCUUCGCCUUUCCGACUCUCUACCCUCCGGCUCUGAUGCAGGCCAGGCGAUGACCACCAAGGAAGUCCGCGCUAGAAACUUUGAGAUAAUCGUGGCGCCUGAUGCCAACGGGAAGGCAAGUGGGAAAUUGUAUCUAGAUGAUGGCGAAAGUCUGGAUUCGAGUGGGAAGGAGAGCGAGAUUGACUUCAGUUGGAAUGGGAAGAGGUUGGAAGCUAGGGGGACGUUUGGGUAUGAGACGGGGGUCAAGGUGGUGAGGGUUGUGGUUUUGGGGGAUGCGGAGAGGAAGGCGGAGGGUGAAUGGGGGUUGAUGGGGAGUUUUACGGUUGAUUUCUAG
This is a messenger RNA of Sordaria macrospora k-hell, 2610 nucleotides long. RefSeq lists its product as uncharacterized. The record is from RefSeq and is a predicted model, not a curated record. Gene Ontology annotation, biological process: carbohydrate metabolic process. Lineage: Eukaryota; Fungi; Ascomycota; Sordariomycetes; Sordariales; Sordariaceae. Gene Ontology annotation, molecular function: carbohydrate binding; hydrolase activity, hydrolyzing O-glycosyl compounds.